UGACACGUCAGCGCAAUGGGUCACGAGGCGGAAACCGGAAGCGCCGUUUGUAUUUGUGGCGUCACCUGGUGCAGCGCGGAGCUCGUGAUGGCCAAUCCCCCGCCCGAGCAGCGAGACCCCCUCGGCGCCCCCACCCCGGUCCCCAGCGUCCUCCUGUACCUGUACACAGAAGGGACACUGAUUAUUUCCAGUUAUGGAUGGUACAUCUUCUUUGGCUGCAUUGCCAUUUACUUACUCCUUCAAAAGCUGAGUGACAUGAUGCAGUCCAGGAGACCACAUCAAACACAUACUGAUCUGGAACCGCUUUUAAUUGUGAAACAACAAGAAGCGAUGGAAGCUGCACGGCGCAAAAUGCAGGCAGAGCUGGAUACCCAAGCAGUGAAAUACAAAGAAAAACAAAAUCUACUCGAAGAAGCGAAGAGAAGACAGAAAAUAGAAGCAUGGGAGAGCAUACAGGAAGGAAGAAGCUACAGAGCAAAUACAAGAUUCAACCAACAGGAACCAGGACAGCCUAGUUCAUCUAACCUUACAAAGCCAAAGUCUGGCAAAAAAUCCCUGGCGACUGGUUUUAAUGCUCUCACGGGAGAUGGUGGUGGGUCGUGCACUUGGAGACCAAAUCGUAGAGGACCAUCUUCUGGUGGAUGAGGUUAAAGUACAGUCAGUGCUGAUUGCACCAGUUUGCACUGACAGGAAAUCCUGGAUGCACUAUCUUGAAACCAAUGCUCGUUAAUUUCAAAAAUUUCAGUCUUUAGUUUUAACUUGCGUGGCAAAUAGCAAAAUUACUUUUACAUUUGUUUUUACUAAAAUAUAGAAGCUGCCUUCUUUUUAAUCCCCCCCCCCCCCCCACCCCAUCCCGUUGAAGUAACUAUGUUUAGAAUUUCAAACUUUAUUGAACUGAAGCAAGAUGAAAUUGACAGCUAUGAAUGACGCCAUCCUUGUAAAUGGUUCCCCAACCAAUGAGGAUGUCUGAAAUUGGACAGGGAUAGUGCGAGAUGUAUUUUUUCUACUAAGGGAACAUAAAUGUGCGUAGUGAAUAUCAAAAUGAGUAGUUGUGUUUUAACUGAUGACUAAAAGCAUCAAAACGUUUUGUUUGCAUUAUCUAUUAAAAAUCCUCUAUCUAAAA
This is a messenger RNA of Callorhinchus milii (elephant shark), 1123 nucleotides long. It is a transcript of the gene selenos, whose product is annotated as selenoprotein S. Bases 16 to 645 code for a protein of 209 amino acids. The record is from RefSeq and is a predicted model, not a curated record. Lineage: Eukaryota; Metazoa; Chordata; Chondrichthyes; Chimaeriformes; Callorhinchidae. Gene Ontology annotation, cellular component: endoplasmic reticulum membrane; Derlin-1 retrotranslocation complex; Derlin-1-VIMP complex. Gene Ontology annotation, biological process: endoplasmic reticulum unfolded protein response; retrograde protein transport, ER to cytosol. The transcript is spliced from 6 exons.